AUGAUGACUUCCCCUGACAACGAAGAGCUUUACCAGCACCUCUCCUUCCCACUCCCGUAUCGUGUGCUGGUCUUGGUCGGGUUAGGAAUUCUAGGAUGGGCGACCAACUUACAUGGCCUUGAUGUUUCUGGCGUUGACACGAUAGCAGCCAUGGACCUCCGAACGGAUACAGGCCUCGCGAAACCGGUCAUGCCAGUUCACCACUCCGCAGCAUUCAACCAUUUAAGAGUGGUCGACCUAUAUCAUGCUGCAUACCGCCUAUUCUCCCUCUACUCCUUCUCAUGCUUCCUGUCUUGGUCCUUCUAUAGAUUGGUCACGCAAGGAGACCCAGCGCGUGUGGACUCAUAUGGCUAUAUACCAGUAAUUACAACCCUCGCGAUUAUAAUAGUCCUGCUCUGCCCAUACGACAUAUUCUUGAGGCAUGAGCGCGAAAAAUUUACCUUAGGUAUCCGACGAUGCAUAUUCCCAGCACCUAAUGGCCCUAUCUACUUCUCCGACGUCGUUCUGGCGGAUAUUGGCACCUCUUUCGCAAAGGUUUUUGGAGACAUAUGGCAGUCCUUGUGGAUGCUCAAACCUGGCAACAGCAUUCUGGUUCCUCCUGUACAUGACAACUGGAUGCGCUGGAUCUUACCAACAGUGAUGAGUUUCCCAUUCUUCAUCCGGUUUCGCCAGUGCCUUAUCGAGUACAAUAUGCCUGGAAACGAAAGUCGAAGGCCGUUGUUCAACGCGUUGAAGUACGCGACAUCCUUCCCUGUGAUCUACCUCUCGGCGGCACAAAGACUAGUGAUCGUGGAUUUAAUGAAGGAAAGGGGCAAGAAACUCGCUGGAGAGGUGUGGCAUGGAGAACAUCCUCUUUUCCGGUUGUGGUUGCUGGCUGCUGUCGUUAAUUCGCUGUACUCCUUCUGGUGGGACGUGACAAACGACUGGGGCUUAGAUCUGAUGAAAUUCGAACCUUCAACCAACCAUGAGCGACAACCUCCGCAGCCACUACUGCUCGCCCGACUCCAUUCCGGCACACCUCUGAUCCGACGCUAUCCGGAUUCACUUUCAGAGGAAGAGGACCGUCACGCGGGACAGGCUCAUGACCUACUCAAGCAUCGCUAUCGACAGUCAUGUUACGGUCUUCGCAGUGUUCUCUUGUAUCCGCGGAUGAUUUACCCCGCAUUGAUCUUCUUGAAUCUCCUCCUCCGAAUGACUUGGUCGGUUAAGCUGUCUCCACACGUCAAUCUGACGAGAGACGGCACUGUCGCAUUUUUUUGGUUGGAAGUAGCGGAGGUGGUCCGUAGGUGGCUGUGGGUGUUUGUCAGAGUUGAGUGGGAGGUUGUUAAGAAGAUUGAAGAGAGAAAUCCGGCAAACUACUUAGACGAUCGUAGCGGAGAUGAGGGCGAAUACGAGAUGAUCCCUGCUACUCCCGACUUGUCGGAGAGGAACCCGACUCUGUAG
This is a messenger RNA of Cyclocybe aegerita, 1443 nucleotides long. NCBI's taxonomy places the organism in Eukaryota, Fungi, Basidiomycota, Agaricomycetes, Agaricales, Hemipholiotaceae. The record is from the annotation of a GenBank genome assembly.